AUGGUGCAACAUACUUCAUACAUUCUCCAGCAAACAAAGAAAACAAUGAGCUCCAGCAGCACCACCCAACCUAGCAACCCCCAAGCCCGGGGCGCCGACCUGCAAGACCUGCACUGCUACACCGAGACCAACGGCGUCAUCACGACGACCAUGUUCGACGUGCCUGGCUACCGCGUGGUGCGCGUGCUGGGCGCCGUAUACGGCCUUACGGUGCGCUCGCGCAACUGGGCCAUGGGCACCGGCAUGGUCCUCAAGUCCGUCAUCGGCGGCGAGCUCACGGGCUUCACCACGCUGCUGUACAGCGCCCGCAAUGACGCCAUCGGCCGAAUCGUCGCCGAAACCCAGGGCCGCGGCGGAAACGCCAUCAUCGCUAUGCGCUUCGAGAGCGGCGACCUCGGAGGCUUUUGUCAGGUCUGCGCCUAUGGAACCGCGGCUAUCGUGGAGAAGAUCGACCCGGGUGUCGAGGAGCAUCCGCAGCUGGCGGAGACGGCCAGGUGA
Molecule: messenger RNA, 498 nt
Organism: Pyricularia grisea
Lineage: Eukaryota; Fungi; Ascomycota; Sordariomycetes; Magnaporthales; Pyriculariaceae
Exons: 2
Coding region: 1-498 (165 amino acids)
Source: RefSeq, a predicted model, not a curated record